GACAAGAGCAGCAGGCCCACUCUCCAGCCUAACUCUAGGCCUACCGUAGAUUGAUUUUAGAAACGGACGAGAAACUUUACCUGUAGUUUUGUUAAAUUAGGUUUUGCCACUCUUUUAUGCUUGGAUAAACGUUUUUGUUUCAAAAUGAAUACCAUGGAUAACUUGGAGAAACAGCUGAUUUGUCCCAUAUGCUUGGAAAUGUUUACAAAACCUGUGGUCAUCCUACCCUGCCAGCACAACCUCUGCAGAAAAUGUGCCAAUGAUGUUUUCCAGGCUUCAAACCCAUACCUUCCCACAACAAGAAGUGGCUCAUUGACGUCUGGUGGCCGCUUCCGAUGCCCAUCCUGCAGACACGAGGUGGUCCUGGACAGGCAUGGUGUUUACGGGCUUCAGAGGAAUCUGCUUGUUGAAAAUAUUAUUGAUAUGUUCAAGCAGGAGUCAAGCAGCAGCAAGCCAGAGCCGGAGAGAAAGGAAGAAACGCCCAUGUGUGAUGUCCAUGAAGAAGAAAAGAUCAAUAUUUUCUGUGUGACCCACGGAGUGCCCACAUGCUCCAUGUGUAAAGUUUUUGGAGCUCACAAAGAUUGUGAGGUGGCACCUAUUAACAGCAUUUAUGAGACAAAGAAGACAGAGCUGAGUGACGGGAUUGCCAUGAUGGUUGGGAACAACGACCGGAUGCAAGGCAUCAUUAGUCAGCUAGAGGAAGCCUGUCGUGCCAUAGAGGAGAAUGGUCGGAGGCAGAAGACUCUGGUGUGUGAGAAGUUUGACCACCUGUACUCCAUCCUGGAGGAGAAGAAGAGGGAGAUGAGUCAGAAGGUGACGGCUGAACAGGAAGAGAAGGUGAACUAUAUACGGGGCCUGACCAGGAAGUACGGAGACCACCUGGAGGAGAGUUGUAAGAUCGUGGAAAAGGGGAUCCAGACCAUGGAGGAGCCAGAGAUGGCCUUAUUCCUGCAGAACACAAAGCCUCUCCUCAAAAAGAUUGCAGAAGCAUCCAGUACAGCGCACUUGGAUAAAGUUGAGCGCGGCUAUGAGAAUAUGGAUCACUACAACGUCGACUUCAAGAAAGAGAGCAAGGCCCUGCGCGGCAUCGACUUCAUCGAAGAUGAUGAAGACGAGGAUGACGAGGAUGAAGCGGAAGAGGUAGAGGCUGAGGAAGGAGAGGGGGCCCAGACUGUUUCUGGAGGCAGUGCUGUUACAGCCGCCUCCGUCCAACCUACUCCCCCCCAGCAGAUAAACUCAUCCCCCAGCGCAGCCUCAACCUAGCUGUCAGCCGCUGGCACAGACGACACCUAAACCAGGAGCAGGAUAAGUGUUGCUCCUAGACGUUGAUUUCAGGUCAAUUGUGAUACUUUUUCUCCCAGAUUGGGGAACAGUGAGACAGAUUUAGAUCGGUGCCAGAGGGAAAGUCUGAGUUACUGAGGUAAAUGUAAAUGAAGAGACAGAAGUAUUUGUUCACUUCUUUAUCUCUUAUUGUGAUUGUGUUAGCGUGCAUCAUUUCAUACUGACUGAUCUUAUGCUUUUUUUUUUUUUCUAUUAAAUAAAUGUUUUGGUUCUUCCUUUUCAGUCUGGAUAAACUGAAUGACAGACAGGCUAUGAGUGACGCUUAUUGCUUAUUUCCAAAAUUCAGAUAUGGUCAAGUUCAUUUUUUAUGUAGCUGACCUUUUCCAACUCCCAGCUUAAACUACAUCAUUAGACAGAUAGACGAGAGUGCGUCAGGUUUUCCUCGCUGUCGUAUAUUUUAAUGACUGAUAUAACUUUAUGAGUAGGGUAGCCCAAGCAAAAAACUGUCAGUGUGACAUUUCAGUAUUUCAUACAUACAACCGGCUUGCAUUAUGUGAUCAUAUUCUUUGUUGUGCAACACAGGUAUAUUUUCCUAUUACAGACAAAAUGUCACAUUUUGCAAUGUUACGGCUUAUUAUAUGU
This is a messenger RNA of Seriola dumerili (greater amberjack), 1923 nucleotides long. RefSeq names its product tripartite motif-containing protein 55-like (gene trim55b). Lineage: Eukaryota; Metazoa; Chordata; Actinopteri; Carangiformes; Carangidae. Gene Ontology annotation, molecular function: zinc ion binding. Bases 145 to 1263 code for a protein of 372 amino acids. The transcript has 8 exons. The record is from RefSeq and is a predicted model, not a curated record.